This is a messenger RNA of Chara braunii, 2875 nucleotides long. The record is from the annotation of a GenBank genome assembly. NCBI's taxonomy places the organism in Eukaryota, Viridiplantae, Streptophyta, Charophyceae, Charales, Characeae.
CCAACUAUACAAAAAGUUUGUGAGGAACUUUUCUACUAUCGCCGCUCCCCUGCGCCGGUUGCUUAAGAAAGAAGCAAUCUGGCAAUGGGACAAAGAUUGUACGUCUGCGCUAAAGAAAUUGAAGCGCGUGUUAAUAGAGUACCCUGUCCUCAAAGUAGCUGAUCCGUCUUUGCCAUUUGUCGUCACCACGGACGCAAGUCAGUACGGGAUAGGCGCCGUGUUGCAGCAAGAUGACGACAAUGGCUACAGACCCGUAGAGUUCAUGUCAGCGAGGAUGCCUUUAGAGAAGGUUGCUACCUCGACGUACGAGAGAGAACUCUACGCUCUCAGCCAGGCUUUAGAGCAUUGGAAGCAGUACCUGCUUGGGAGGCACUUCAAAGUGUAUUCUGACCACGAGACUCUUAGAUGGUUAAAGACCCAGGCCAAUAUGACACCGAAGCUGACUAGGUGGGCCGCAGAGAUAGACCAAUAUGACUUUGAGCUUAAACCAGUAAAGGGCAAGUACAACGUAGUUGCGGACGCUCUGAGUAGGAUAUUAGACUACUUUGGAGCCAUAGUACACUAUCUGGAUAUAGGGAGAGACCUGCAGGAGAAGGUGAAGCAAGUGUAUGUGCAGGACCCUAUCUAUAGCGACCUCCUAAAGAGAGUCAGAGAGGCUCUAGAGACUGAGCCAGAUUACCGCACUACGGACGGGUUGUUGUUUGAGAAGACUAACGUAUUUGACCGCUCGUGCGUUCCCAACAACGAAGAGAUCCGUAGUCUGAUCCUAGGGGAAUGCCAUGAUCCAGAGGGACAUUUCAGGGCUAUUGAAAGUGUGUCACCUCUGGGACGGGGUUAUGAAGAAGGCGACCGCUAUGGCUAUGGAUACGGGAAGUCACGUGAUGACGAACCUCGGCAUCCCAGUGGGAGAUUGGCAGCAGUCCAAGCAGAGCACAAGCAAAAAGAAGAAACACAAGCAAAGAGGAUCCAGGAAUUGGAAACCGAGAUAAGUAAUCUGACCAGUGAGCGGUUAGCACUGCAAAAGAGGCUUGAGGAAUCGAAAGUGCAUGUGGUGAGAGUCAAGGAAUUAGAGACUGCGGUACACGAUUUGGAAGUGAGACUUGGGGUGUGCAGAUCAGAUCAUGAACAAAAAGAAGGAAUACAAACAAAGAGGAUCGUGGAGUUGGAAACUGAGGUAUGCAAUCUGACCAGCGAGCGAUUAGCACUAACAAAGACGCUUGAGGAAUCGAAAGCUCAUGCGAUGAGAGUCAAGCAAUUAGAUACUGAGGUACACAAUCUGGAAGUGAGACUCGGGUUGUGCAGAUCAGAGCACGAACAAAAAGCAGGAAUACAAGCAAAGAGGAUCAAGCAACUGGAGACUGAGAUAAGCAAACUGACCAUCGAGAGGUUAGCAGUGCAAGAGCGUCUUGAUGAAUCCAAUGCCAAGGUUCGGGAGUUGGAAUCUAUCUUGGAGAGGAAGGUUGGCAAGCAGGAAGCAUCAGAGAGAGCUCAUGGAAUGUCAAUAAGCAGCCCGAGAGCAGAAAUUCACCGUUCAUUCCGUGAAUAUUCCUCGAGAGAAGUUAAGGCUGCAACAGACAACUUUGGUGACAACUCUAAGCUUGAAGAACGACAACAUGGAGAUCUUUACGUAGGCAAGAUGACGACUGUUACAGUGAAGAGACUAAGGGCUGACAGGACAAUAGGUGGUCAACAGUUCAAACUGACGAAGGAGGUAGUGGACAGGUUGAAAUCCCUUCAGCACCCACAUUUGCAGACUCUCCUCGGAGUGUGUUACGAAGAGAACUGCUUGGUGUAUGAACAUAUGGCCAAAGGUAAUGUCAAAGACUGGAUGUCAUGUGGAGAAGGUCAACCAAGGAAGUUCCUCCCAUGGUAUACACGCUUGAGGAUCGUGGUGGAGGUUGCCCGGGCUCUGUCCUUUCUUCACUCCAAUCACUCCAUGGGAGGUGGUCCCAUCAUCCACCGCGCCAUCAAGCCAGAAAACAUUUCUCUGGAUGACAACUUUGGGGCUAAACUCAGUGAUGUUGAUGUCGCCUUGCUUUCCCCAGACCUCCCUAAGAGAAAGCAAGCAUUGCCAAGGGAAAUGAGGGCAUCCCUUGGGAGUACUUUUCACUACAUAGCUCCAGAAUACUUCCGCACUGGCAUCUUCAAUGAGAACACUGACAUCUACUCAUUUGGUAUCACCAUCCUAGAGAUGCUCUCCGGUAACUUUGAGGAUGCAUUCGAUUUGGGAAUUAUAGAAGAGGCAGUGGAAAAUGCUACGGAGUUCAGCAAUGUUCUGGACCCAAACGCAGGGAGUUGGGACAUUUAUCUCGCACUUGAAGCAGCACGCUUGGGACUACUUUCAGGCAUCGAUUGCUUCGAGGAGGAGGAGGAGGAGAACUACGAACAACAUGGAGGUGGAGGAGGAGGAGAAGGACAACUACGACGAGGAUGGGACAGGGAGGUUGCAAUGGCGGACAGAGGAGGAGCAGUGGUAGGACGAGGAGGAAGGCGGAAGAGGAUGGGCGAGCAGGGAGCUCUGAUGCAAGAGGAGGAACAGAAGGCCACAGUCGUGAAGGAGGAUGAUGGAGGAACACGAGGAAGAGGAAGACGCUGCGAUGGAGGAGGGAUAAAGAGGAGGCGGCGACUAUGAUGGGGGAGGGAGAGGAAGCUACAAUGUAGAGGAGGGGGAGCACGAGGAGGAGUAGGUACGAGGGAGAACGAACGCAAAAAGACCGCCAAUACAUUUCCCGGGUGCUAGUUUUUUUUCUUUGAUUUUUGAAAAUCCGAUCGGUCCAAUGCAGUCGUAACACACGUGCCCGUUGUGUUUGAGGGAAGACGUUAGGGGGAUGGAGGAGCAGGGGCCCAUCGAGGACAAUGAAGAGGAGAUGACAGC